Messenger RNA from [Candida] anglica, 950 nucleotides. Lineage: Eukaryota; Fungi; Ascomycota; Pichiomycetes; Serinales; Debaryomycetaceae. The record is from the annotation of a GenBank genome assembly.
AUUAAAACAUGUUUAAACGUAUCUUGAGUAGUCAAAGAGUCCAAGGUGUUCGGUUCAUGACCACUGGAAGCCGUCGUGUUUCUCCAAGAUUGACUCAUUUUAAAAUCGGUGCUGGUAUUGUUGGAACUGGUCUUGCUAUUUAUAACACAUCGAUUCUUCAAUCAGAUGCCAAUACUUCUGCACUUGCUCCAGAACGUUCUAUCUCCGUGGACUCAUCCGUUGACCCCUUCCCAGUGGAAUUGACUGCUUCCUCCAAUCCUAACGUCCAUACUGACUAUCAACUUUUAGGUCACGGUACUAGAACCGUAACCUUUUUAAGAAUCAAGGUUUACGGGAUUGGACUCUAUUUGGCCCAACAAGAUGUCCCCAAGGUUAAAAAGGUCUUGGAAUCUGUAGAUAACGUCUCCGAAGUCUUGGACAACUCUGAAACCGCUGAAGUGCUCGUGGGUCAAUUGUUAGAUGACCACGUUAGAUUCACCGCCCGUAUCUGUCCAGUACGUAACACCGACUUCACCCAUUUGAAAGAUGGUCUUAUCAAAUCGAUCUUAUCCCAUCCAAUCGCCAAGGAUGCCAAGACCAGAGACCAAGUUGGUGAAGGUUUGGAACAACUCCGGUCGGUGUUCCAGGGCCACAAGGGGUCUGUUCCUAAAAACCAUUUGCUUUGGAUUGAAGUCUUACAAAACGGGAGUGUUUCCUUUACUUACCAAGAUACAAAGACCAACACCCGCAAGGUAUUAGGACAAGUUGAGAACCCUUCCGUCGGGAAAAUUUUGUUUUUGCAGUACAUGGCCAGUACUCAACCAUUAUCUGAUCCUUUAAGAAAGAGUUGUGUACAAGGAUACGCCCAAUUAUAAGUGUGUCACACGUUGGGGUCUCCAAAGUUUGUAAAUAGAUAUCUUCAAAGAUUGUAAAUAGAUAAAUGUAAAUAUGCCGAAAGAAUACAUAUGAAG